Messenger RNA from Lutzomyia longipalpis, 1653 nucleotides. RefSeq lists its product as uncharacterized. The record is from RefSeq and is a predicted model, not a curated record. The transcript is spliced from 2 exons. NCBI's taxonomy places the organism in Eukaryota, Metazoa, Arthropoda, Insecta, Diptera, Psychodidae. The coding region runs from base 1 to 1653 and encodes 550 amino acids.
AUGUCGGUAGAUACCGUUGAGGAGGCUUUUCAGCUGAAGGAGGAAUUAAAGGAGAUUUUCCGCAAGGCCGGAAUGACCUUGGCAAAAUUCAAGUCCAAUUGUGCGGAAGUCAUACAGGACGAAUGUGACUCUGAUGUGGAAGCAAUGGAUGUAUUGGAGGAAGAAUCAAAAACCUUGGGUGUGCUGUGGCAUCCUAAAGCUGAUACAUUCCAGUACAGAACUGCCAAAUUCGAUGAAACACUUCCGGUUACGAAACAUUCUAUCUUGUCGGAGACGGCACGCAUAUACGAUCCCUGUGGGUUCAUAGGACCUAUCAUUACCACAGCAAAGUUAAUCUUCCAGGAAACUUGGUUUAGGAAAGUGGAUUGGCAUGACAAAGUUCCUGAAGACCUCAAAGUGCGGUGGUUGGAGUUCAUGUCUGAUUUGGAGCACAUUGGUGAAAUAAAAAUCCCACGAUGCAUUUCGCCCCUCCAAUCGGUGAGUCGUCGUGAAUUGCACAUAUUUUGUGACGCCAGCAAAAGAGCUUACGGAGCAGUAGUGUAUGUGGUAAGCUCAGACGAUAGUGGGAAUCGAUCUUCACGUAUGUUGACAUCAAAAUCCAGAGUCUCACCCUAUGAUGACAAAAACAACCUCAACUUAGAGCUUAUUGAGCAGUGUUCAGAGGAAUCUUCAGAACAGCUCACCAUUCCAAGAGCAGAACUGUGUGGUGCAGUUAUGGCCGUGGAGCUGGCUGGUGUGGUGGCAACUGCCCUCCACAUUGAGGACUGUUUUUUUUGGACUGAUGCCACGGUGAUCUUGUGUCAAAUUCACAACCCCAAACCUCGGCAAGACAUAUUUGUCAAAAGGAGAGUUCGCGAGAUACUGGCUGGGUCGGAAGCUUCACAAUGGAGGCACGUCUCUACAACACAGAAUCCAGCGGAUCUUUUGUCCCGAGGUGCAACCGUCAGGCAGUUAGCAGAAUCUUCUCUUUGGUGGACAGGGCCAAGUUGGCUGUGCAACGACCCACUAGAUUGGAACAAGCCAUUUAUCCCAAGUGAAUGUUCACUUUCUGGGAGAAUUAGACAGAUUCCACAGGCUGCCAUACAGUCAGUCAGUUCACAGCGGACAGAGGAUGGAGCGGAGAAUACAUCAGUAUAUCAAACGCUGCUACAGAACAUCAGCUCGAUCACAAGGAUGAAGCGAACCCUAGCAUGGGUUAUUAGGGCGUGCCAAUUCUUCAGAGAGCGAAGGCAUCGAACAACUCGUAGCGUAACAGCACAACGAAAGGCUUGUCUAAGCACAACGGAAUUGCGAAAUGCGGAAACCUACAUCAUUAGGUGGGCUCAGCAAGAAGCAUUCGGAGAUUUAUUCAAGGCUAUACAACGAGGAAAACUGGAGACUACGCCAAAGCUACAAUCGCUAAGGAAACUUCGACCGUUUAUCGACAGUGACAACAUCUUGAGAGUUGGAGGCCGUCUGGCUAGAUCACAUGAGAACUUUGAUGUGAAACACCCCAAAUUACUCCCCAAAGGAAGACUCUCUGAGCUCAUCAUUCGAAGAAGUCAUGUUGAAUUGUUGCACGCUGGACCGCAGCUGGAGGGUGAGAGCGCCUACUAUGCAACAACUGAUGGGGGAGCUACCCACACCCAGAGUACAUCAUGUGAGAGCCUUUAG